This is a messenger RNA of Hemibagrus wyckioides, 3339 nucleotides long. It is a transcript of the gene ubac2, whose product is annotated as UBA domain containing 2. Bases 173 to 1201 code for a protein of 342 amino acids. The transcript is spliced from 9 exons. NCBI's taxonomy places the organism in Eukaryota, Metazoa, Chordata, Actinopteri, Siluriformes, Bagridae. The record is from RefSeq and is a predicted model, not a curated record. Gene Ontology annotation, molecular function: protein binding; serine-type endopeptidase activity.
AUUGACGAGGUUUGUCCCUCGCCGGCUGCCAUUCUGGAUACCAUUUCCCCGUCUACCUCCUACACCCGAUUUUCCCCUUUAACUUUAUCAAGUUUCUGUCUAUAAAACACAGUGCCUUUGUGUAGCCGGGCUCUUUUAGUUUCUUGUUUAUUUGGCGCAUGUAGCCAGCACAAUGUUCACCACUACCGGGUCCAGAGGGCUGUAUAAAGCCCCAGUGUCGAAAAGCCUACUGCUGCUUCCCACUGCCUUCACUGUGCUGCUGCUUGUGGCUCUGCCUCAGUACCAGAAGCUGUUUGUCUACAGUUUGCAGGGGAUCACACACCACAGACAGUUAUGGAGGCUGCUGUGUGGGAGGUUGAUCUGUCUGGAUGUAAAGGACACGUUCUGCAGCAGUCUGCUCAUCUACAACUUUCGCAUUUUCGAGAGGCGGUUCGGCAGUCGCAAAUUCACCUCCUUCCUGUUUGGAACCUGGGUUCUGUCUGGAUUUCUGGACUUCCUGUUAGUCAAGGCCGUUCACUUCCUGUUUGACCUGCAGGUGGACGUGCUGCCAGCCGGACUGCUUGGUCCAGUCUUUGCCCUCUUCGUGCCUUUCUUCUGUUCCAUCCCUCGUGUUCAGGUCACUCAGUUGGUGCGCUACAUCUCGAUCAGCAACAAGUCUCUGGUGUACAUUGUGGGCCUGCAGUUGCUGACCUCCAGCACGUACAUGUGGGUUGUAGCUCUUAGCGGAUUGGUCUCAGGCAUGCUGUACUACACUAACGUGAUGGCUCUCCAGCAGUUCCUGUGUGUACCGCAGUUGUUGGCACGCUGCAGCUCUCGGCUCCUGGAGCCUGUGUUCUCGGGCACAGAGCCACGUGCCGAAGCUCCAGUGGGGAUGGGAGCCACGUUGGACAUCCAGCGACAGCAGCGCAUGGACAUGCUGGACCAACAACUGCUGCUCUCACAACUGGCCCAGCUCAGGAGAAAUGCCCAGCAGCCACCACCACAGCAGCAGGGCGGACUCCUCGACCGAUUCUUCCCAGGUCUGCGACAAAGAGGUCAAAAUGUCAAUCACAUGCAGCCGCAAUCAGUGGACACACCAGUGGCUGAGGAACAGGUGGCAAGGCUGAUGGAGAUGGGUUUCUCCAGAGUGGAUGCCCAGGAAGCUCUCCGAGCAUCCAACAACGACAUCAACAUGGCCACCAACUUCCUGCUCCAGCACUGAGGCUGAGCAUCACAGGGCGAAGCAGAGGGCGGAGGAGACGGAAACGGAGCUGCAGCGACUGGAAAACACGACACGCGGACCACCACCACGUUGGAAAACUGGAAAAGUAAAGAACUCUCUGAAGCUUGUGCUGUCACGUCCUCUUAAAUUGCUCUGUGAUUGGGUGAUGAGGAGCUGCUGAAGCUGCUGCUGUUGCUACCGUUUCCUGCCGACUUCAGCAGAAUAAAGCCAAGACGGUGACGGAGGACGGCGCAGCGUUCUCUCAGGGCUUGUGUUCUCUAGCCUCGUUGUCCCUCUACAACCUCAGCACUGCACAUUCUUAUUAAUAAGCCCGGGUGGUGCCGAUAAUGAUGAUGAUGAUGAUGAUGAUGAUGUGAAAGCUAUGUGAUUGAAGAGUCUUAAAAGGAAAUCAAGGCCUAAAAGACUCAUAUUUAGACAUAAUUUUGGACUAAUGUGUUUGAAGAAUUUUACAUUCAUGGGACUAUAAAAAAUAAUUACUAUUUGCACAAUUUUUCCUUCGCCAUGUUUCAUAGUUUUGGGCAGGAGGCUAAUGUAGACAUGUAAUAGAAGUCAAAGUCACCCAAAAUCUUUUUGGAGUUAGCCCACCCUUUGCAGCUAUAACAGCUUCAACUCAAGGUCUGGCUCUCAGUCUCCGCUCUAAUUCAUCCCAAAGGUGUUCUAUCAGGUUGAGGUCAGGACUCUGUGAAGUUCCUCCACACCAAACUCACUCAUCCAUGUCUUUAUGGACCUUGCUUUGUGCGCUGGUGUGCAGUCAUGUUGGAACAGGAAGGGGUCAUCCCCAAACUGUUCCCACAAAGCUGGGAGCAUGAAAUUGUCCAAAAUGUCUUGGUAAGAAGCUGAAGCAUUAAGAGUUCCUUUCACUGGAACUAAGGGGUCGAGCCCAACCCCUGAAAAACAACACCUGAAUUCAGUGAUUUGGAGGGGCGUCCCAAAACUUUUGGCAGAAUAGUGUAUCUUUUACCCAGUGAGGUAUGUAGUGUACCAUUAAUGCUUUCAUUAAGUGGUCUAUUUCCAGCUGAAAAUGAGUACAAAACAAAGGUCACACACUCUUCCCAAAUCUGCACAUCCCAAAGUUUGAAAAAAGAUUUUGACACAAAAGUCUGGUUAUUGUUGUGAAUAUACAUUGAUCAGGCAUAACAUUAUGACCAGUGAGAGGUGCCGUGAAUAACACUGUUGAUCUCCUCAUCAUGGCACCUGUUAGUGGGUGGGAUAUAUUAGGCAGCAAGUGAACAUUUUGUCCUCAAAGUCGAUGUGUUAGAAGCAGGAAAAAUGAUCUGAGCGAGUUUGACGAAGGGCCAAAUUGUGAUGGCUAGACCACUGGAUCAGAGCGUCUCCAAAACUGCAGCUCUUGUGGGGUGUUCCUGGUCUGCAGUGGUCAGUAUCUAAAAAACUAUAGAUCUUAGAACUUACAGGAUUUAAAGGAUCUGCUGCUAACAUCUUGGUGCCAAGAUGGACCUGAAAGGGUCAGGGCUGUUUACAAUACAAUAUUGGUCAUAAUGUUAUGGCUGAUCGGUGUAUAGCGGUAGAGUAAAUGUAAUGUUGAAGCUGAACAAUAUUGAAGCAUGAAGAUUUGGGUUUGUAUUUACGGAAAUGAUACUGGGUGACAAACCUACAUUAUUUGCUACAUUAUCCUCAUAGCAGAGAGAGAGAGAGAAGCAGAUAUGUUCUGCUAAAAGAGGAAUCGUGUACAUUUUGUUCUUCACCAAACAGUCCCUUGAAAACAAAGCCUUUGGAAUAAUGGAUAUGUUUUCAAGGGCUCUCUUAUCGUUGCUGAUGUGACAUAACCAGCCUGAUGAUAAUAAUUAGCAUGUAAUUAUUCAAUAUUAAUUAAUAACCAUUUAAUCAACCCAAAAAUCUCUUCUGUAACCAUCCGCCUCACACCACGACCAGUUCAUUAGAAAUAUCAGUCUCUUAGGCCUCACCUUCCGAAACUUGGUGAUAUUUUACUAGAAAUCUUGAACUUUUAGAUUAUAAAUUUAAAGUCUACUGUUUUUAUAAGAUCAUAAAUUUGUCAAGAGCACUUAGAAAUGUCAAAGCAACGCCUGGACACAUUCAUGCAAAAGACUUUGGGGUGAAAUACAUCAUCUCUAAUUAAUAAAAACGACUAAGGAAGAAAA